This is a messenger RNA of Thermothelomyces thermophilus ATCC 42464, 1149 nucleotides long. Its product is annotated as Intradiol ring-cleavage dioxygenase-like protein. Gene Ontology annotation, molecular function: oxidoreductase activity, acting on single donors with incorporation of molecular oxygen, incorporation of two atoms of oxygen; ferric iron binding. The record is from RefSeq and is a predicted model, not a curated record. Lineage: Eukaryota; Fungi; Ascomycota; Sordariomycetes; Sordariales; Chaetomiaceae. The transcript is spliced from 2 exons. The coding region runs from base 1 to 1149 and encodes 382 amino acids.
AUGCUUUUCACCAAGGCUGUUUCCGGCCUCGCCAUCCUCGCGGGCCUCGUUGCCGCUCACCCGGGGCACGAUGCUAGCAAGGAGGCUGCCGAGCGCCGGGCCUACCUGCAGAACGCCAAGCGCACCUCCCUCGCCCACUGCGCCGACAAGCUGAGGGCCCGCGGCACCGAGUCUCGCAACAUCGUCCGGCGCAAGGCCGUCGUCGAGAAGGCCCGCCAGAAGCGCGGCCUCACCAAGCGCGACUUUAGCGACGUCCUGGGCACCGACCACAACAAGACCACCCUGGGCUACACCCCCAACACCGACGCCGCCACCCUGUUUGCCGGCUACAACUCGUGCCUCCUGACGCCCGAGGUCACCCAGGGACCGUACUACGUCGCCGGCGAGUACGUCCGCGAGAACGUGGUUGAGGACCAGCCCGGCUUGCCCCUCCUCCUCGAGUACCAGGUCGUCGACGUGGCGACGUGCGAGCCGGUGCCGGAGGUGUACGUCGAGAUCUGGCACUGCAACGCCACGGGCGUGUACGGCGGCGUGGUGGCGAGCGGCAACGGCGACUCGUCGGACGCGAGCAACCUCGACAACACGUUCCUGCGCGGUAUCCAGCCGACCGACGCCGAGGGCGUGGCCCAGUUCGAGUCCGUCUUCCCGGGCCACUACACCGGCCGGGCGACGCACAUCCACAUCAUGGUGCACACCAACGCGACCCUGCAGGCCAACCAGACGCUCGGCCUCGACAACUACGCCAGCCACGUCGGCCAGGCCUUCUUCGACCAGGCGCUGAUCACGGCCGUGGAGAAGCUGGAGCCGUACGCGUCCAACCAGCAGCCGCUGACCACCAACGAGGAGGACAGCAUCAUGGCCGAGGAGUCCGCCACCGACGGCGUCGACCCCGUCAUGGAGUACACUCUGCUCGGCGACAACCUCUCCGACGGUCUGUUCGCCUGGAUCGCCUUCGGCAUCGACACGACCCGCUCCGAGGCCAUCAGCCCGGCCGUCUACCUUGAGGAGGGCGGCGGCAGGGCCAACCCCGACGCUGGCGGUCCCGGCGGUCCCGGCGGUUCUUUCCCGACUGGCAGCUUCCCUACCGGCGGCUUCCCCGUCCCCACUGGCAACGUCGGCCGUGGCAUCGGCCGCCGCGCACGGCACUAA